AUGAGUACGUUACCGUCGAUUUCGGAUAAAAUUCAUACUGGUCUUUAUUGUACGGAUUGUGCUUGUCAAACUGAACGCGAUGAAAUUAUUCAGCUGAGAAGUACGACUAAAUUAUUAAAAAAUGUUCAUCAUGAGAUUGAAUUAGUUAAAAAUGAAUUAACAUUUACUCGGGAUAGUUUACGAUCGGCAUUCUACGAUGAAUUGCAAACCAAUGCGAAAACAAUAUAUUAUCAAUUGAUUGAUAAAAUCGAUGCACUCAGAGAAAGUCACCGAAAAGCUUUAGAAACAAUUCGACUGUCAUAUCGCAGCCAAUUACACGAUUUUAUCUCUCAAGCAAGAAAUAUUAUCCAAACCGAAAAGUCGUCGUCGUCGUCGGAAUCAGCUGCAAAUAAACAACGAUCAAACGCUGAAAAUCUUGAAAAAACUUUCUUUCAGCAAGCAGCUAUCAAAGGUUAUGAAACAGAAAUCAAUAAUUUAAAACUGGAAAUCGAACAGCUCCGAGAAACCUCCCAACAUGAAAUUAAACUAGCAACAUCGUUUCUUAACGACGAAAAAAGCCGUUUAAGUAAAGAAUUAGCCAUUGCCAAUCAAACACUAAACCAUCUAGAAGAAACGUUGACAAAACGAGAUGAACAAAUCCGAGAUUUGAAGUAUGAUCUAUCUUCGCUUCAAAAUAAGUUAAAAGAAGCAACAAAGAAAGCUGCAGUGCGUGAACCGGAACCUCCACCGAAACCUCCAACGCAGACACGUUUGGUACAAACGGACCCGUGGAAACCACCCGCUCCGCCAGUAAGUUCGACGCCGCAAAAGGAAGUUCUCAUUAUGAAAAAACCAACUGUCAUCACACUCGAGCCGGAAAAUGAAACUCGAUCAGCGAUGGAAAAACUCGAAGAAAAGUACGAAGAAAUUAUCCGAGAAAAAGACGAACAAAUUCAAGAUCUAUUACAAGAAAUCAAUUCACAACCGAAAAUUUCGGUCCAAAAUUCAAGAAUUGAAAAGCAUACAAAUACGGAAGAACGUCAUCGGAAUGAUUUAAAACGAUAUGCGGAAAAACAUCGACAUGAAAUUCAAAUGUGGGAGACGAAAUAUGACAUCCUUCAUCGAAGUAUGAUGGCUCUUCGUGAUGAGAUGUAUACACGACAAACACGAGUCCGCGAACGAUUCAAUGAUAAACCCGCUGUUUCCACAUGA
Messenger RNA from Adineta ricciae, 1191 nucleotides. The record is from the annotation of a GenBank genome assembly. Lineage: Eukaryota; Metazoa; Rotifera; Eurotatoria; Adinetida; Adinetidae.